AUGGCGGAUGAAUUCCGAUAUUGGUUGAUUUCUUCCCGUUGGCUUAUCCAAUGGAGCUCUGAUUGGUCACGGUCAACUUUGUGUGACGUCAUCUCUCGAUGGGCCUUGAUGGGAAGGUCUGACAAUAGUCAAGUAAAUGGUGACCAGAUGUUACCACCACCGUUGAGAAAAAGUGUGAUCCCACCCUCGCCAAAGCCCUCGGCGACCAGAAAACCUUCCAUCUCUCGACAAUCUAUCCCUGCCGACUUUUCAGCUUCUCCAACGACUCGAAGCCGUCUUUACAACCCUCAAGCUUCCUUUGGAUCACCAAGCGGCCCAGGCCGUCAGGCCAGUGGCCGCUCCGCUGUCAGGAGAGGUACUGAAGAGGGUUUCCCGCCGGAUAUCUUUGAUGAUCAUGGAUUGUUCAAGGAUCAGGAGAUCAAGAAGGGACCGAGAAAGAGGCCUCUUUUCGGGAACCCUGACCGAAAAAGUAAAAGACGGCUCGAAGAAAAUAAUAGCGAAACGGCAGAAAAGGAAUCAUCUCAUCACCAUGCAGAGGAAGAUGCGCCAGCAAGCCGACGAUUCUCAGUCCUCUCUCCUGGUCGAUUGUCUCCCAAAUCUUCCAAGAAACGGGGCGAUCCCCCCAGUUUUGGGAGAAACUGGCCCAUGGCUGAAAAGGUGUAUAAAGAGCCCAAGCUUGUCGAGUCGAAGGGUAGCCCGGUAUUCGGCCAUGGCGAAGAGCCGAGCUUAGGAUACAAUUGGUCCGAAGGUCAAAGGAUCGACCGAUUGACCACUUCGAAUGAUAUUCAAGAAGGUUCUAGCGAGGGCAUUCGCUCGUCGCCGUUUUACGAGCAAAUCGAGGACACUGAACGGACGAUUCUUGGUCCCUCAUCCUCUCCAGAAGUGGAAAAAGAUAAGGGAAUGAUAGCCGGUCUGACUGACUUGGAUGAAAGCUUGAAGCUUAUGCCCGAUCCGGGGGAAUAUCGACCAGGGGCUUAUAACUCAUUGACCGAUGAACAGUGGCACGCCGCCGGUCAAAAAUUGAUCGAAAAAUUUGGCGAAAAUGCACAAAGAAUCCAGAGGAUAAUUAGCGCACGGGCCGAACGAAUGGUCGGCUAUACCACUAUGAUUUCCGAAUAUCACAACUUGCUCAGACAACGUCGAGCGGAAUUGAAAGACGAACGGAAUUCAAUUCAAGAAGGAGUUCGCGGAUCGAUUGCGGGCUACCGCAAGCCACACAAGAUAUGA
Messenger RNA from Puccinia graminis f. sp. tritici CRL 75-36-700-3, 1227 nucleotides. RefSeq lists its product as uncharacterized. The coding region runs from base 1 to 1227 and encodes 408 amino acids. The transcript has 5 exons. The record is from RefSeq and is a predicted model, not a curated record. Lineage: Eukaryota; Fungi; Basidiomycota; Pucciniomycetes; Pucciniales; Pucciniaceae.